Nelumbo nucifera (sacred lotus) is the source of this 1510-nucleotide messenger RNA. Its product is annotated as 26S proteasome regulatory subunit 10B homolog A. The record is from RefSeq and is a predicted model, not a curated record. Lineage: Eukaryota; Viridiplantae; Streptophyta; Magnoliopsida; Proteales; Nelumbonaceae. Gene Ontology annotation, molecular function: ATP hydrolysis activity; ATP binding.
UUCCUACUCUGCAAGGCAACCAGCUCGCUAAUUCAUCGAACUCCGACCGUUUCAACCUGAAAAAGAUGGACGAAGAUGCCGCCCGUCGCCGGACCGUCACGGCUGAGUAUCGGAAAAAGCUCUUACAGCACAAGGAGCUUGAUUCCAGAGUAAGAACAGUGAGGGAGAAUUUGCGAGCUGCAAAGAAGGAGUUUGCUAAAACUGAAGAUGAUCUGAAGUCACUCCAGAGUGUUGGACAGAUCAUUGGGGAAGUUCUAAGGCCUCUUGAUAAUGAGCGGUUGAUAGUUAAAGCGAGUAGUGGCCCACGGUAUGUUGUUGGCUGUCGCAAUAAAGUAGAUAAAGAAAAGCUGACAGCAGGAACAAGAGUGGUACUUGACAUGACAACCCUCACAAUUAUGAGAGCUCUUCCGCGUGAAGUUGAUCCAGUUGUUUACAACAUGCUUCAUGAAGAUCCUGGUAAUGUUAGCUACUCUGCUGUUGGUGGGUUGUCUGAUCAAAUCCGGGAACUCAGGGAAUCUAUUGAGUUGCCUCUUAUGAAUCCUGAACUCUUUCUUAGAGUAGGGAUCAAACCUCCGAAGGGUGUUCUUCUGUAUGGGCCUCCUGGAACUGGCAAAACAUUGCUAGCCAGAGCUAUUGCAAGUAACAUAGAUGCCAAUUUCUUGAAGGUUGUAUCAAGUGCCAUAAUUGAUAAAUACAUAGGAGAAAGUGCCAGAUUGAUAAGAGAGAUGUUUGGAUAUGCGCGGGAUCACCAACCUUGCAUAAUAUUUAUGGAUGAAAUUGAUGCCAUUGGUGGGCGGCGGUUUAGCGAAGGAACAAGUGCAGACCGGGAGAUACAGAGAACAUUGAUGGAACUUCUCAAUCAGCUUGAUGGUUUUGAUCAGCUUGGGAAGGUCAAAAUGAUUAUGGCUACGAAUCGACCUGAUGUCCUGGAUCCUGCACUUCUUCGUCCAGGUCGACUAGACAGAAAAAUUGAGAUCCCAUUGCCAAAUGAGCAAUCAAGAAUGGAAAUUCUAAAAAUUCAUGCUGCUGGGAUUGCAAAACAUGGAGAAAUUGACUAUGAGGCAGUGGUAAAACUUGCAGAGGGAUUCAAUGGUGCUGAUCUUCGGAAUGUUUGCACUGAAGCGGGGAUGUCAGCAAUCCGUGCUGAACGUGAUUAUGUCAUCCAUGAGGAUUUUAUGAAGGCAGUCCGUAAACUGAACGAAGCAAAGAAGCUCGAGUCAAGUGCCCACUACAAUGCUGACUUUGGGAAGGACUGAUCAGAAAAUACACGCUGCUCUGUUGUUUUAGCCAUGGAUGUUGGGGCAGUGCAUUCUCUUUUUAUUUUUGUCUCGAUUGUGUAUUAAAUCUGCAGGCAUUCCUUGAUCCCAAGUUCGAAAUUUUAGCAUAAUGAUUUUGGGAGGUCUGUGUUACUGUUUGUCAACCAAAAACUUUUUUUUUUUGCUACAAAAACAAGUGAGAUGAUGAUAAUGAAGAGUUUCGUUAGCUAAGGCAGGUGAAGUGUUCUAUUCAA